Oncorhynchus keta (chum salmon) is the source of this 4134-nucleotide messenger RNA. RefSeq names its product mucin-12-like. The coding region runs from base 9 to 2012 and encodes 667 amino acids. NCBI's taxonomy places the organism in Eukaryota, Metazoa, Chordata, Actinopteri, Salmoniformes, Salmonidae. The record is from RefSeq and is a predicted model, not a curated record. The transcript is spliced from 7 exons.
GUGGAUUGAUGAAUGCUACAAACUUGUCACCUCAAUCCAGCCUGGCCAGGAUUCCCUCUGGAUAUAUCAGUGAAGGUGUGUCACCAGCAGUGUCUGCAAUAUGUCCUGCUGGUGACUUGCCAGAAAGAGCUUCCUCUGAAACAGCAGUAAUGGACUCAGCGCCCAGAGUGAUCCACUCUACACCAUCAAUGGAUGAGCUACUGGUUUUACCAACUUCUGUUGAUGGGUUUUCACCAGCAGUGUCUGCAAGAUCUUCAAGAGGUACUUUGUCAAAAAGAGCUCCCUCAGAAACAGCAGUGGAGGGGGUAAGAUAUUCUGAAAGUGGUUUAUCAGGGAGCGCUUUCUCUGAAACAGAUCUAGUUGAUGCAGCACAAAGCGUGUCCUCAGUCAGGAUACCCAGUAGAGAGGAGAGUGUGGGGAAAACAGCAGAGACACCAGAGAGACACACAUCUCCCAGAGUUUCCCCACAGACAUUUUCAGAGUCAGCUACAGGCUUGUCAUCUAAGCCAGAGCCCCCUCUGAGUGAUUCUCUAACAGAGUCAGGAUCUUUGGAAGUCAUCUUUAAUAUGGAGGAGACUUAUACAACACCAUCUAUGGGGGAGAUUUCUAUUUCUGCCUCUACUGGUGAAAGAGCAGCAGAAUCAGCUUCUAGAGAACUGUUGUAUAUGGGUGAGACAUAUAAACCACCAUCAAUGGCAGACCUACCAGGGUCUCCAGCUGCUGUUGGAGGCAUUUCACCAGCAGUGUCUGAUAGAUGUUCACAAAGUGACAUGGCAGAAAAAGCUCACUCAGAAACAGCAGUAGGCAGUCACACAUCUUCCAGAGUACCUCCUAAAGUUCCUCCACAAACAUCCUGGAGCUCAGCUACAGGCUUGGCAUCUAAGUCCAGUUUGGCCAGGGUUCCCUCUGUGUCUCUUAGUGAUGGUGCAAAAGUACCAGCUCAGAUAGACAAAACACUGUCAAUGGAGGAGCUACUGGCGUCUCCAUUGUACUCUCAGUGGGCAAUGUCACCAGCCGGUUCUGAAAGAAUGUCCUCAGUCAGGAUACCCAGUAGAGAGAAGAGUGUGGGGAGAACAGCAGAGACACCAGAUAGACACACAUCUCCUGGAGCUUCUCCAAGAGUUUCUCCACAAACCUCUCUUGUAUCAGCUCAUGUUGUUAAAUCUCUGUCUGGUACAGACAUUUCUCAACAAUCCAGUCUGCCUAGGAUUCCCUCUGCACCAUCAAUAGACAGAUACACAUCUCCCAGAGUUUCUCAAAGAGUUUCUCCACAAUCCAGUCUGGUCAGGAUUCCCUCUGAACCAUCAAUGGGGGAGCUACUGUUGUCUCCCUCUGCUUCUGUUGGUAGAGUUUCUACAGCAGUUUCAAGACUAUCUUUAAGAAGUAGUUUGUCAGAAAGGGAUCAUUCUGAAACAGUCAUAAGGUAUUCUGAAAGCAUUUUAUCAGGAAGAGCUCUCUCUAAAACAGAACUAGUCGAUGCAGCACAGAGAGUGUCCCCAGUCAGCAUACCCAGUAGAGAGGAGAGUGUGGGGAGAACACCAGAGACAUGCACAUCUCACAGAGUUUCUCCUAAAAUUUCUCCCAGAGAUUCUCCACAAUCCAGUCUGGCCAGGAUUCAAUCUGCACCAUCAAUGGAGGAGCCACUGGUGUCUCAAUCUGCUGCUGUUGGCAGAGUAUCUCCAGCCAGGAGUGGACUUUCUCUAGUAAUGUCUCUAGGAAUUUCUGCAGCUAAUGUGGUUGGGCCAGUGUGUUUCAAAGAUGUGUCACAGAUUAUGCCGACUAAAACACCAGAGAAUCAGGGUUCGGCCUCCUCCAUCAGGAUACCCAGUAGAGAGGAGAGUGUGGGGAGAACAGCAGAGACACCAGAGAGACACACAUCUCCCAGAGUAUCACCAAGAGCUUCUCCAAGAGUUUUUCCACGAACCUCUCGUACAUCGGGUACAAUUGUCAUCCAUAUUUCUGAGGAAUGCUCUACUAAUAAGCUACUAAUAAGACAUUUUGAGGAAUUUUAAGGCAUUGUAAGGCAAUAUUUUUACAGUAUGUGCCUACUUUUGUAUCUGCAUCCACAGCUCACGAUGGUGAAUCUCUGUCUGGUACAGACAUUUCUCCACAAUCCAGUCUGCCUAGGAUUCCCUCUGAACCAUCAAUAGACAGAAACACAUUUCCCAAAGUUUCUCAAAGAGUUUCUUCACAAUCCAGUCCCGCCAGGCAUCCCUCUGCACCAUCAAUGGAGGAGCUACUGUUGUCUCCAUCUGCUUCUGUUGGUAUAAUUUCACCAGCAGUUUCAAGAACAUCUUCAGAAACAGCUCCUUCUGAAACUGUCAUACGAUAUUUUGAAAGUGACUUAUCAGGAAGAGAUUUCUCUGAAACAGAACUAGUUGAUGCUGAACAGAGAGUGUCCACAGUCAGGAUACCCAGUAGAGAGGAGAGUGUGGGGAGAACACCAGAGAAACCAGAGAGACACACAUCUCCCAGAGUUUCUCCUAUAACUUCUGCAAGAGUUUCUCCAAGAUUUUCUCCACAAACAUCUCUUCUAUCAGCUCAAGUUGGUGAAUCUCUGUCUGGUACAGACAUUGCACCACAAUCCAGUCUGCCCGGGAUUCCAUCUGCAGCAUCAAUAGAGGAGCGACUGAUGUGUCUAACUGCUUCUGUUGAAAGAAUUUCACCUGCAGUUUCAAGAUCUUCAAGAAGUAGUUUGUUAGAAAGUGCUUCCUCUGAAAAAGCAACAAUUAAAGCAGUAUACAGAGAAGAGAGUGUGGAGAGAACUGCAGAAACAACAGAGAGUCACACAACUCAACACGUGUCUUUCAGAGCUCCUUUGGCAACAUCUAAGACAAGAGUCCUUUCUGAUGUGGCAGUUUUGUACAGACCAUCCAUUGCUGAAGGCCUUUGUCUUGAGGUCUUGGACAUGGAGUCUGACCAGGUGAAAACACCAAUGAGUGCCAUAGCUCCCUCUCACACUGCAGCAAUGGAAACAGCUCAGGAUACAGUCAGGAUACCCAGUAGAAAGGAGAGUGCAAGGAGAGCAGCAGAAACACAAACAUAUUUUGCAUCAGGCAAGUAUCAAGAUUAAUACAUUACUGAAAUAUUAGCAACGAAAACAAAAAUAUUUUCUGAAGAUUUCUCUUCCCAAUCUCAUAGGAUUAUGGGACAAUAGUACACAAGUUUCAGGAACUUCAGUCCGCCUUCAUGAAGAGGUGACUGCCCACCCUACCGAAGUGCAGCAGGGGACCCUGCAACUUGGAGUUUCUCUAGGAGUUUCUCGAGCCAAUAUGGUUGGGCCUCAAAACACACAGUCACAGAGUGUACAGACUGGACCAGAUUAUCAUGGCCCGCCCUCACAUAGCGUUCCUAUUGGAGCAGGACGUGUCACUCCUGAUGCUCAGCCUGCCUUCGAGGAUUUUACCAAUCAGGUCUGGACACUAUACCACUUGGACAAUGAGACGGAGGAGGGCACACUGUCCACUAACACUAUCUCCCAGCCUCCGUUCAAUGGAAGUGCUUUCAUUCGCAACUUUGGGUCUGGACAUGUGUUACUGGCAGAGAGGUCCCCUUCCCCUCAGCAGUCUGACUCCCAGUCCUGGUGUGGCCGACCCAGACAACAGCCCCAGCCACCACCGUUCCCAAUGUACCCAAGAAGGGCCUUCACACCCAGGUCACAGAGCUCAACCCGCCGCCCUCCACCCCAGCAUCCGACUAUCCUCAACCUGGAGAUCAGCAUCCCCAACUACUUCCUGUUCCUCGAUGGCAACCAGGUGUCCCUGAGCCAGAGCGCUCGUAGUGUUCCGGCCUCAAUGUUUUCCAGGUCGAGAUCUGCUGUGGUCAGGACGGACGACCCCCCGGGGUACCUGUCCUUCUCCGUUCCAAUGGAGAUGGUGAGCGGAGGUUCUGGUCAGGACGGUCAGGCCCAGUUCCUGCAGGUCAUCAGUGAUGAAGGAAACACUGUUUACUCCCCCGCUCUCAUACACAUUGUCACCUCUGAACACACAGAGAAAGAGGACCAGGAAGAAUCCAGGAGGUGGCCAACUAGUGCCCCAUUUAAUUGGUAGGGGACUGUUGUCUAGUAUCAAUAAACAUGUGUGCAUAUCAUUUAAAACGUUCUCCCUCUUCAUUAAAUAAACACAUGUUUUAAGU